AUGAAGAAAGCGUUGCUAGAAAGACACGACCAAUCGACAUCAUUAGUCGAGGCGAAAAUGCGUGAAUUCGGUACUCAAUUGGAUGAAUUUUUUAAAAAUUCCAAUCAAUCACCGGAAAUUUUACAUGCUCUCUUUGAACAACAUUGCUUAUCAUCAAUACAUGAGUCAAUUAUAUUUAUUUAUUGGAAUUCAUUGAACAAACCGAAAAUAAAUAGACUGUUAGAUAGAACAAUUGAAUAUUUACAAUUAAAUAAGGAGGAAAAUCUUAUUAAGAAUCCAUAUUAUUUAAAAGAAAUAGAAUUUAAUGAACAAAUCAAAAAUUCUGCUUUAUUACAUGAUGCUAUUAUGAAAAAUUAUGAGAAUAUUUUUCUAUUAUUACUUAAAUCAGGUUUUAAUUCAAAUAAUUUAUUACCUGAUCGGAAAACUCCAUUGUCAAUGUGUGUCGUAGUGAAUAAUAUUGAUCCACGAAAACGCUUAAACUAUAUUCAAUUAUUAAUUGAACAAGGAGCAAAUGCAAUUAUACGAGAUGUUAAUAAUGUUUCACCAUUCCAACGUCUAUGUGGGAUGGAAUCGAACUAUCCCGUUGUCUACAAUUUCUUUCGUGAUUAUUUACUUUCGGUUUAUCCUGAUGAAAUUGAAUCUGAAUUUAAUAGUGGUCUGGAAACGGCUCUUUUCAAUUGGUGCGUACCUAUUGUUACUGAUCUUCUUGAGCAUGGUGCUACUUUUGAUGCAUUGAAAAAUGUGUAUUCAUUUGAAAAAUUUCUAUCAGAUCUAGCUUCAAUCAUGUUUGAAAUACGUCGUUCAAUAUCAUACAUUGAUCCAUUUAUUUUAUGUUUCAUACAAAUAAUUUUACAUAAUUCACCAUGUGAGAAUUAUUCUAUUUGUAUUGAAAGAUUUAUUCAAUCAAUUUAUAUACCUGGUGUUUGUUUUGAAGCAAAUUCUAAUCCAUGUGAACAUCCAUCAAUGGCAAAUGUUAAAAUUUUUUUAUAUUUAUCAGUUCAUUUUGGAUAUUUAUCAAAGACAGUGAGCGAUAGAAUUCGUAGACAAGAUCUUCCAAAAAUAUUAACAAUGCCUACAGAAAAUUUAUUGGCAUCACAAGCACAAAGGCAAAAAUUGGUCGAUACAUUAAAUCAACAUUUUGACGAAUUAACAGUAAAAUAUCAUAAAAAUCCGGUAUCAUUAAAACUAUUUUCAAUUCGAAAAAUUCGUCAAUCGAUGAUGAAAGUUAAUCAAAAGAAUAUCGAACAAUUAAAUAUAAGUCAAUAUUUAAAAAAGAUGCUGUACUCAGAACAAAAAAUUUAG
Molecule: messenger RNA, 1302 nt
Organism: Rotaria socialis
Lineage: Eukaryota; Metazoa; Rotifera; Eurotatoria; Philodinida; Philodinidae
Source: the annotation of a GenBank genome assembly